UUUAUCCUUUAACCCGAAACAACAACAACCAACAUGGCGGCGGUCAACUUGAGCGAAGGCGAAUGGCGAGCGAAGCUGAGCCCAGAACAAUUCCGCGUGCUGCGGCAAAAGGGAACGGAGCGUGCGGGUACGGGUGCGUACAACAAGCACAAGGCUGAAGGCGUGUACACAUGCGCCGGCUGCGACGCGCCGCUGUACACGUCCGCGCACAAGUUUGAUUCGGGCUGCGGGUGGCCGGCAUUCUUCGAUGCGAUUCCCGGGGCGAUCAAGGCCGUGCCGGACGCCGACGGUUCUCGCACGGAGAUCGUGUGCGCCAACUGCGACGGUCACAUGGGCCAUGUCUUCCGCGGCGAAGGCUUCAAGAACCCCACGAACGAGCGCCACUGCGUCAACUCGGUGUCGAUCAACUUUCAAUCUGCCGACAAAUAAGUCUACGAAAAACCCACAUCAUCGGUGGUAUAUCUGCGCUAACGUUACGUAAUUCAUCCUAAUACAAUCUGAAUGAUACAUCAACAUGCAA
Molecule: messenger RNA, 520 nt
Organism: Aphanomyces astaci
Lineage: Eukaryota; Oomycota; Saprolegniomycetes; Saprolegniales; Verrucalvaceae
Product: methionine-R-sulfoxide reductase
Exons: 1
Coding region: 34-429 (131 amino acids)
Biological process (GO): protein repair; response to oxidative stress
Molecular function (GO): peptide-methionine (R)-S-oxide reductase activity
Source: RefSeq, a predicted model, not a curated record